AUGAAAGAAGCGACAAAGGCACGUGCUCCGAACGAGGUGACGGCCGUGGAAACAAGUGAUAUCGACGUACCUCGUUGGCGUCCGCUCUUGCAUCAUAACGAGCCACAAUUAGGGUAUGCAGGGGUCAGGCUUCCGUCGCACAACCCGGUUGUACCUACGCGCCAUCUUCGCUUCGGCGCAAGUUGCAAGCCACCUGUACCUGAGGACACUGGUUCCGUGCAUGACAAGAUCUAUGAACAACUAUCCAAAUAUGGCGCUGUGGAUUUCUUGAGCAGCAUGCUCGAUACUCUGCGGCAGCAUCGCCGAUCUCGCAAUCAUAUUGCUGAUGACAAGAGUGUGCAAUGGAAGCCUCUUGCCCAGCCUGCCGUAAGCGAGACCAUGCUUGAUAUGUACUCGCGUGAUUUGGCGAACCGAGAUGUGCCUUUUGCUACGGUCGCCCGUCGCCUUCCCCGUCGCAUUAGUGCUGAGAAGAUCCUAGAUCUUUUAUGGCGUGCGCCCAUGGGCUCAUCACCUUACAGUGUUCCAUUGCCGCGCGCUAUAUGGCUCAUACGUCAUGAGUGCUCACUUGAUAUCCAGGAAGCACAGGAACGCGGCGACAAUGCUGAUCAAUGUAUAUACGAGUGGAAUCAUUCAGUGUUGCAAUGGCUACAGCAGUCCCUGGACUCACUGCCUACCAGCGAAGACCAACGCCACGUGUGGGCGCAUCGCUGGGACUACGCCACCGCCCUUGUUCACAGCCUGAUGCAUGCGCAGCUUCUGGAGCCAUAUAUAUUUUAUCGUUGGAUUGUCACGCAACUGGACGUGGUGCGCGGUGCGCCACGCGCCUGUGUCGCCCAAUUAGCGAUGAUCCAUAUGGAGGAUAUACUGACACAUGCAGCACUUGGAACAGCGCUUGUUACCGCCCUUGCCCGUGUCGCUGAAUCAUCAUUUCCUUGGCUUAGGCAGCAAUCGCACGCAAUGCUAUUCCACUGUGCGCGCCUACAACCACAUGCGUUGGCACACGCACGCUCGUUUUUGAACGAUUCGCGUGUCUUGUCGCAGUACUUGACACAGGAGCGUGUGUGUAAGAAAGCGGAGCUCUUGCCGACUGCUCUCUUUCCUCUUUUGCCGCAUUACGAAGCUUGGGAUGUUGCUGCGGUGCGAGCUCUUGACUCACAGACAAGCGUUUCAUCUACGUUUAUCGCCUUUUUUCUCCCACGAGAGGCGACUACGGAGGCGUUCGUGAAGCAGCGUCUGCAUAUUUUGUAUGAAUGGUCUUGUGUGCACAAGCACUGUGGCUCGCAUUCAGGUAUGCACCGCGCAUUUAUCGCUACAGCGCUAGUUCGCUUACUAGACGAGUGCCAAUCACAGCGACUUGCGUCAUCUGAUGGCCGCAUGAUACCCUGUCCAUGGAAACCCAUCUCGAUUCCAGAAGUUACCCUCCAAUGGACAGACAAACUUGUCUCCGCGUCAGAGUUGAAUCUUGUCGCCGCUGCACGUCUGUUAGGCUCGCUUGCAGAAAUCAAUAUGUUUUCCUACAUGCAGUUUCUUCAGCGAUUAUCGACGCGCGGCCUUGUCCGUUCGGGCACCGAGCCACGUCUGCACCAUCAUCGCUUGGACUCGCAUGAUCUCAUGCGUCUUUUGCGGAGUAUACCCACACACAGACUCACUGCUGCGCAGCAGCAGCAACGUCGCUUGGCUAUCUACGGUCCACGCCCCUCUGAGUCGUAUGAGGAGACGGUGGAGCGUCGUGCUAUUCGUGAGCUGCACCACGUAUUUCAUUGGCACAGCGACGUCCCAAAUGUGGCUCGUUCGCCGACCCAAGAUCCUCCUCGCUCAACUGUCACUUCGCCUGAUGCUUAUUCCGCCAACUCGUUGUGUGCAUCGCCUACCCCAUAUCUAUCGCGCUCGACAGUAGCCUCGCCAAAUCCAUAUGUGCCGCGUAUCUCGGUCAUUUCACCAACUCUAGAAGCCAACGAGCUCGUUUCUCCGAAACCUGCGUCACCGGCGACGCCUUCAGAUCCGACAGCCGACAUUCUGGAGGCGUUCCAGCUGCGCACUCGUCUACCACAUCUAUGGAAUGCUUCACCUUACGUGCAAGCACGCAUUGUGAAUCGAUUUCUUUCGCCUAUGCUUUUUCACGAUCUAUCAGCAUUGAAUGCGGACCGUUUUGCACUUACAGCGUCGGUUCUGACAAAGAUUCAUGCGAUGCAGACUUUGGGUCGCUUGAUGUGCGCAUUGCUCGAUGGACAUAACCUGUCGUGCGUGAUUUCCAUCUGUCAUACAGUUGUUAUGUAUGCGCGCAUUUGGGACGCGCUCGAGAUUGCUCCUGAUUUGGUCGGACGUAUCGUCCCAUAUGCCAUUACAGAGCCCGUCAUCAAUUCCGAGAUCGAACGCGUCAUCUCUGUCGCCGGCCGUGGCAUGACUGUAGCAAUGGCACGGCGCGCACUCCAUGCAUUAGGGGAACUAGAUGUGUCCGUGCCAAACUAUGCGCCCAUGCCCCAAGCGCCUCUCGUCAAAGAGCCCGAUGCUUGUGCCGAGCAGCUGUUUGUUUCCUUGUGUCAUACCCAGCCAACACAGGCUUGCGUGCCAAUUGCCCAACAUGCUACUUUGGAUGAAACAGCUGCUCAUUUGCUCGUGUACGCAUUAGACAAACUCGCACAAAGUCCUACAUAUCCCCCUGCGGCCCUUUCGACGCUACUAGCGACACUCGCCGGCACGGUCGGCGUGCGUCUCGACGAGAAUGUGCACGCAUGGAUUCAUCGCACUUGGCGCCAGCCUAGUGCGCAUGCGACUUCGAGUAUGUGGAUCGUGCUGGUGGUAGGUCUCGUGCGACAUGGCUUCGUUCAUGCACCCGAGCUUCUUCAGCGAGUUAUAGCACCGUUCAUGGAGCAAGCUCCUGCGACCCACCCUGGCUGGGAUGCCUGCAUGUCGCUGUUGUUCUCGCUUGUGUUUACAUACACGGCUGAGCAACAUCCAUGUUCCAUCGACAUCCUGGGCGAGGCCGGCUGGUAUGAUGUGAAUCUUCUGCGAGCUGAUAUUGCUUAUACUGAUGGUUUUGUGCCCCUUCUCUCGGCACUCGACCUGUGCGAAACACCUCAUCGUUGGCAGUGCUGGAACGUGCUUUCGCACCAAGUGCCCAAGCUGCAUGCCUUGUGGAUGGCUCGGCCUGAUGCUAUUUGGCGCGGCACCCUUACUCUGCGAGGCAAAGACCGGUUUCAACGUGUGCGCCGUCUCAUACAUGUGUUGAUGGAGCAAGAACCUCGUGGCACCUUGCCUCAGCCACGUGCCGCCACGAUGACAUCGUCUCUUCAUGCACCGAGUCUGAAUGUCAACGACCUGUAUGAAGGCUCACUCGCGGCAUUGCAGUGGCGUCUCGUACUGGAAGAGGCCAAGGCAAUAACUGCAGAAGUUGGCCGGAUGCUUCUUGCUCCUCGCUCGAGUCAAGCCCCUAUUGAUCUCGUACUACAAUGGGAUGCGUCGCCACACAUCGUGUCUAUUCUGGCACAAUAUGCUCUUCACACAUUUGUACAAGCCAUUGAUACCCCACACCAUCUUCCUAAUGCCAUAUCUGGUCUUGCCCACCUCAUGUAUGCCUACCGGUGUGCAUCUCCCAUCAAAUGCGAUGCAAGUUUGGCCACACAGUCUGUACAGUGUCUCACGCGACUGCCGACGUCUCUGGCGCCCGUCUUGCGAGCAUCAGCAAUCCUCAGUGUAUUGCGGUGCGCCGCACGGGUUCAUUCUGACGCAUGGCUUGUCGUGCUUGCCAAUCUUUGUGAUGAAGCCCGGGACUCGCCUCUCGCUUCGACUGUUGCUGCGCACGUGCAAUGCUGGAUCGAUCCUACUGUGCUGGACACUUGGCUAAGGUCGAGGGUGUCUACCAACGAAGGAGAGGUAGAGAACACAGAUGCGGGAUCAGUCUCUAGCUUGCUCAGGUACAGCCGUGACAUCACAAGACUCCGAACCUGUUUGCCGGCAGACUUGGUGUCAUCGCCGUGGGAUUGGCAUGACCAAGUGUCUGAAACGCCAGCCGACGCAGUUCCUGCCGAUCCGUGGUCACAUUAUCUACACAACGGCACAUCAGUUCCUCUAUCUCUAUUCCACGCUCAGAAAACACGUGAUCGAGUGCCAAUCUGCGCAGAUGGACCGCCCACUCGACUGGUGUCUGAAACGUCGUACGGUGAUGGCGAUGACGCUGUGACACGUUACAAGCCCAUGACCAAUGUGCCAGUUCCUGAGCGCGGCCUCAAGGCCAAGGCAAAGAGGAGCAGCAGCCGAGGCGGCAGUGGUGGCAGUAUCAACCAUACGACGCCGACACCGGAGCAAGCCGCUCACCCUAGCUACGUUGCCAGUGCCAACCCUGAUGCCGGGGGGCGACCUAGUCCUGCCGCCAACAGCGACAAAGACCAGCCUGCCAAACGCGCCCGCAUAAAAAUUUAA
Messenger RNA from Malassezia globosa CBS 7966, 4419 nucleotides. RefSeq lists its product as uncharacterized. Lineage: Eukaryota; Fungi; Basidiomycota; Malasseziomycetes; Malasseziales; Malasseziaceae. The transcript has a single exon. The record is from RefSeq and is a predicted model, not a curated record. Gene Ontology annotation, biological process: regulation of transcription by RNA polymerase II. Gene Ontology annotation, cellular component: mediator complex. Gene Ontology annotation, molecular function: transcription coregulator activity. Bases 1 to 4419 code for a protein of 1472 amino acids.